Molecule: messenger RNA, 3275 nt
Organism: Camellia sinensis
Lineage: Eukaryota; Viridiplantae; Streptophyta; Magnoliopsida; Ericales; Theaceae
Product: putative disease resistance protein RGA1
Molecular function (GO): ADP binding; protein binding
Source: RefSeq, a predicted model, not a curated record
UCAGUAGCACCCAUGUUUCACUUGGAUUUAGAGGUCUACUUAAGAGAAAGUGUGGUUGUACUAGAGGUUCAAUGGCACAAUUGCAAUAUGAUUUAAAAAAACACCUUUACAUGGCAAUACAUUUGCCAUUCUUGUUAUAAUUGUUCAGUUUAAAACUUUCAAUCUAUUUGAAUAUUGACACAUACAAUCAGUAAGUGGGUCCAAAGGGUAAUUUCCCCAACAUCAGGUACAUACAGGUCCCUUCAAUUAUUACCUUCAAUUAUUAAAGCUCACACAGUGAAGCCUUAAUUUCUGAAAUCAUUGUCUUCACAACUAGCAGCUUCUUCAUCCAAAACCCUUCAUUAUCAAAACUACUCACAGAAUCAUGGCAGAAACACUUGUGUCUAACAUUGCAGGGGCUGUUCUUAAAAAGAUAGCCUCCCUUGCUCUUCCAGAGAUCAACUUGGCAUGGGGUGUGAAAAAUGAAUUGAGAAAACUCGAAAACACCUUAUCCACUAUCAAAUCUGUACUUUUGGAUGCAGAGAAGCAACAGGCAAAGAACCAUGCUGUGAAGGAUUGGCUUGAAAAGCUUAAGGAUGUUGUUUAUGACAUCGACGAUGUGUUGGAUGACUUCUCAACAGAAACCCUGCGAUGGAAAGUAGAGGUUUGUGGGAGUCUGAUCAAAGAGGUAAGCAACUUCUUUUCAAGUUCAAAUCCACUUGUUUUUCGUUCUAAAAUGGGGCAAAAGAUAAAGAAAGUAAGGCUUAGACUAGAUCACAUUGCGGCAGACAAGAGAAAUUUUCACUUCACUGAGCAAGUUAUGGAUAUCCAAGUUCAAAAUACGAGGAGGGUACAAACACACUCGUUUGUUCGGACAUCUGAUGUUAUUGGAAGGGACUGUGAUAAAGAGACUAUCAUAGAACUUCUAUUGAGCUCUUGUGACCAUGAAAAUUUGUCUAUUAUUCCCAUAGUUGGACUUGGAGGCCUUGGAAAGACCACACUCACAAAAUUGGUGUAUAAUGAUGAGAGGGUAGAAGAGAACUUUGAACGUAAAAUGUGGGUCUGUGUGUCGGAAGAUUUUGAUCUAAAAAUGCUAAUUGAGAAAAUCAUCAGAUCUGCAACCGGAGCUAAUUGUCCCCAGUUAGAUAUUGAUCAGUUGCAAACUUACCUUCGCGAUAAUUUAAAUGGUAAGAAAUUUUUACUAGUGCUUGAUGAUGUUUGGAAUGAAGAUUUAAUGAAGUGGAAGGAAUUGAGAGAUCUGUUGAUGGGUGGUGCCAAUGGAAGUAAAAUCAUUGUAACAACACGGAGUAAGAAGACUGCUUCUAUUAUGGGUACCAACACAUCAUACAAUUUAGGGGGUUUAUCAUCUGAUGAGUGCUUGUCUUUGUUUAUGAAAUAUGCAUUUCGAGGAGGAGAAGAAAAAAAGCAUCCAAACUUAGUUGAAAUUGGAAAGACAAUUGUAAAGAAAUGCGGAGGAGUUCCCCUUGCUGUUAUAACCUUAGGAAGCUUAUUGUAUAUGAAAGCAGAGGAACGUGACUGGUUGUAUGUAAGAGAUAAUGAUAUUUGGAAAUUAGAACAAAAGGAGAAUGAUAUCUUACCUGCAUUGAGGUUAAGUUAUGAUCAAAUGCCAUUGGACUUGAAACAAUGCUUUGCUUAUUUGUCGUUUUAUCCAAAAGAUUAUGAUAUGUUAAAGGAUAAUGUGAUCCAAGUAUGGAUAGCACAAGGAUUGAUUCAACAACCAGAUGGAAACCAACUGUUGGAAGAUAUUGGAGAUACAUAUGUCAAUGAGCUGGUGUCCAGGUCAUUCCUUGAAGUUGUUGCCGAUGAUGGUGAAAUUGAACUAAGAAUGCACGAUAUUGUUCAUGACCUAGCUUUGUCGAUUGCUGGAGCAGAGUGGUUAACAAUGAACUCUGAUACCACAAAGAUCACUGGAAGGGUUCGGCAUAUAAUGUUUCCCGGGCAUGAUUUAUCAGAGAGAAAAUUUUCUCUUCCCUUGCAAAAUCUGACGAGGGUGAGAUCCUUUUCAUUUCAAAAUGUAGAGACGUCUGUUAGCUUAUCCUCUCUUGAUAUGCUUAUGUCAACUUUCAAGUGCUUGAGAGUGUUGGCUAUAAAAGGAGCAGAUUUUGAAGAGUUGCCAAGCUCUGUUGGUAACUUGAUUCAUUUAAGGCAUCUUGACCUUAGCUGUAAUAGGUGCAUCAGAAAACUCCCUGAUUCCAUCUGCAAGCUGCUGAAUUUGCAAACCUUAAAUCUCUUCAUGUGUAUGCAACUUCAAGAUUUACCUAAGGGCAUUGGAAAGUUGAUUAACCUCCGGGCUCUAUAUUUGACUUCAUAUCAAUCAUGCUUGCCUGAGAAAGAGCUCGAAGGCUUGACCUCACUUCAGUUCUUGUAUAUUUUCCAUUGUAAACAUCUUACAUCUUUAUCUUCUGGGAUGCAGCACCUCAAGGCCCUCCGAACUUUGGUUAUAUCACACUGUCCGGGGCUGACUUCUCUCCCUAGUGAAAUGAAAUAUUUGAUUGCCCUUGAAACACUGCACAUAUUCUUUUGUCCAGAACUUGAUUUGUUGGAAGGAGAAGGUAUGCAAGGCAUUAAGAAUCUUCGAUCUCUAAUCCUCGAAAGCCUCCCAAAGUUGGUUGCUCUGCCAGAGGGACUUCAACAUGCUGCUUCUACCUUGCAGUGUCUACGUAUUCUACGCUGUACUGGUUUUGCAACAAUACCAGAGUGGCUGAGAAAUUUCACGUCUCUUCAAAAACUUGAAUUGGAAUACUGUCCAUUGUUGUGCCCGUCAGAAGGGAUGCGUUCACUUCCUCCAGUGCAAGAGUUACGUAUUAAAGGGUCCUCCAACUUGAGUAGAAUAUGCAGAAGGGAAAUUGACGAUGCAAUAGAUUUACAAUCAGAGCCAGACAACCAUUCAUAUCCGUGGCGUGCUAUUCACAUCCCAGAUGAUGUCAGUCUUGAUUCAGAUGCAUAUGACUUGGACAUCUAUUUGGAACAUAAGGAUUUUGAAACCGAUUCAUAUGACAUUGGUAACAUGGAUGAUGAUAAAAGCGAAGAUACCAAUUCGGCUUAUUCCUUCUCCAUGCCUGAUUGUUGAUUUUCACUUUGUCUCUGAUGUUGUUGAUAUUUCAUUAAUAGUAUGAUGUUGCAGGCUUCAACCUCAUUUCCCUGGAAGCUUUUUUUAAGUUAGUGCUCUGUCUCUUUCUCUCGCCUAUAAAUAUUUGUCAAGCAUUUGUAAGAUGGGUAUGUUGUAAUUUGCAUUUGAAAUGUUUAUCGAACUUGUUUUUACUUGUGAUCCUGUU